AAUAAGAGGAUAGUGAAACUGAACUUGGAAUUUACAACAACAAAAAAUGGCGGUACAGGCACAAACCUUGAAGGUUUAUCCCUCUUCCACGAGACUUCAAUUUUACUAUCCUCAUUCCAAUUUCAAUCAACCACGCUUCUCAUCGUUCUCGUUUCGAAGUCCUCGCCUCCAACCUAUCAGCUGUAGCGCCUCCAAUGUCAAACCAAACAAGCAUUCUCCUUCCUCAUCCACCAAAAACAAAAACCUAAACAACAACCACAACAACAAGAAGAAUAACAACAAGAGUGGCGCGGAAGCUAGUGAUUCCAAUUCCGCUUCCGAUUCUCCUCCGCCUCACAUUCCUACGCAACUCCCCCGUCCACCGACUGGUUUUGUUGUAGACGAUACCGGCAAGCUUCUCACAGCUAACAACAAUGACCGAAUUGCCACACUUGUUGAUCCUGCAAACAAUCUACCUUUGAAGUGUGUGAUAAGGAGAGUCUUCACCAGUUCUGAAGGAGAGGAAUGUUUGUUGCUAUCCCCACUUGACAUGCCUGUCUAUGUAUUACAGAGCACAGGUGAUGGAUGGUCAGAAGUCAGUUACGAGGAGCUUGAACCUCUUCUACCUGCUGCUGCUUUCGCACUUGCCAAAUUACGCAUUCAUCUGGUCUAUAGUGGAUACUGUUAUACAGCUCGUGGUAGUUUAUUUUACUCAGAAGAAGACGUAUUUGAGUUUCAUGCAGAGGGUAAAGGCGGUGGCUUGGCAACCGAGGGUGUAAAACUCACACGCUUCAAUGAGGAUGGAGCACACUACAUGAUAUAUACACCAUCUGACCCACUUGUUUUUGUUGCUGUGAAGAAUGCCAAUGUGAAUUUAUGGGGCAUGAGAAACCGGUGUUCUUUAGUGAAACACAAAUUUAUCCUUUCCUUGUGCAGGAUCAAAAUGGAAUGCUACAAAUUGCUGACGAGGAACUGCUUGAAGAUCCUGCUGUCAUUAGCGCCAAAGAUGAAGAGACAGAAUUUAAUGCCUUGGUGGUGGAGGAAGAAGCUGCACUCCUUGACUCACUGUUGGAUUGAAGAUAACCAUCUAUACUCAUUGCAAUAGAGCUGUCUUAUCCCACUGUUUCUCAUCUGGAUUGCUGCAAAAUUUUGUGGGUCGAACAACUUUUUUUGUGUACAUAUGUAUAUUUUAAUAAGGACUAUCAAUUGAGGACUGCAACAAAACAAUUUUAAUAA
Messenger RNA from Vicia villosa (hairy vetch), 1215 nucleotides. RefSeq lists its product as uncharacterized. Lineage: Eukaryota; Viridiplantae; Streptophyta; Magnoliopsida; Fabales; Fabaceae. The transcript has 11 exons. The record is from RefSeq and is a predicted model, not a curated record. The coding region runs from base 47 to 1084 and encodes 345 amino acids.